AUGCCAGACCUCACUGCCGCCGAGCUCAGCAUUCCGGCCGAGCAGCACCCCGAUCCCGCAAAGCCACUGGUGAUACCCGUCGACUCAACAGUGGUAGGCUCUACCCUGCGCUUCAUUCCGUGGUCUGUGGUGGGCAAUCCGGCCCUCCUCCAGCUGCCCCCUCCUCCUCCGGGGAUGCAACCGUCGUGGGUCCAGAUUCCGCAGUGGGUCGCCAUCAGUGCGCUGCUCGCCUUCAGUGAGCCCGAGCCCGCUGUGGCCACCCACUUUGACAGGCUCAGCGUCUUGCGGCUGGCCGUAUUGGCCGCGGCUUGGCGCCGCAUCCUCGGUGCCUUGUCCGACCUCGGCGUUUUCAGCACGGUGCACGUGGAUGAGGAUGCGUUCCGUACGGUGUGCAUCCAGGCUCUGCACUCCCGCCAAAUCCCGGUGCCCGAGCUCUAUCUGCAGUGGGGCGAUUUGGGGUACUCUGAGGCUAUCGUGCCUUUGGGACCAGCGCCAUCUGCAGAAGCGAAGGCCGUCGACUUCUUGCAGUACGCGACGGUCGGGGCUCUUUGCGACCCUACGGCCGACGUCCCGUUCGCAGCCCUGUCUGACAUGACCCGCUGCUUGGGGCCCGUCUUCACGGCGGCGGCGCGCGUCGAUCCCAUGGGGAGCGCCGUCGUGGGGGCUGCAUCGCUCGCCGCCGCCGCUGGUCACAUCACUCCGCGAGCGAGCGAUGGGCAUCCCGCCCUGCUCUCUCGGCAUGUGAUCAGCAUGCUGAAGACUACCCGCUCGAGUUUCCCGGCCUGCCUGAGGACCAACUCCUUUCAGAACUACUCUGCGGAGGUUGAGACUCGCGCCGAGUACGUGGGCGGGACCGCCGUGGCGCGCGACCGAGUGGCCGAGCAGCGUUGCCCGCGCGCUAUCGCAGCCAAGGCGCCGACGCUCGACUCCCUGCUCCGUGCGCUGCCUCGGCCAACGCCCCCGUCGGUCGUUUAUGAAGCCUACCGGCAGCUCGUCUCGCUCUACUUUCCGACGGAUCGGCGCCCUAUGGACCUAGCGAGCCGGCGCGGCGGCGCCGUCGACGCCGACGGACUAGUACAGCGCUUGCCCAGCCCUGCCCGCACGAAAUUCAACCUAACUAAACUCAACCACUUGCUGCUAACCUACAUCGCCUGUUCUCAACAGACGCUCGGGCGCGCCACCACGGCCGGCUCCGCAACCUGUACGGCAUCCAGCUCGGGCACGCCAUCGCGGCCUGGCUCCGCGCCAAACCCGGGCAACCUCCCGUGGCGGGAGGACUUCGUCGUCGCACCGGCGGCCGCUCGGCCUGAGCUGUGA
Molecule: messenger RNA, 1317 nt
Organism: Emiliania huxleyi CCMP1516
Lineage: Eukaryota; Haptophyta; Isochrysidales; Noelaerhabdaceae
Exons: 2
Coding region: 1-1317 (438 amino acids)
Source: RefSeq, a predicted model, not a curated record